AUGAAUAAUACAACUAUGAGCAGCUCUAUUAGUAGCAGCGAUGCAUCUACUAUCUCACUUAUCAAUGUUUUAAACAGAGCAAUCUCACAAUUCGGUUUUGGUUUUAUUUUUAUCCUUGGAAAUGUUGGAUCAAUUCUCAUGUGUAUCGUUUUCACCCAACCAACGUAUCGCAAUAGUCCGUGUGCCAUGUUUUUUCUCUCUGCAAGUGUUUCUCAAUUUUUCACAUAUAAUUUCGCAUUAUUCACUCGUAUGCUUCACUUUGGAUACGCUAUUCUCACUCUUAAUAGCAAUCUUUGGUAUUGUAAACUCCGUUUUUAUCUUUUUUACAUUUUCGUGGCUGUUCCUCGUUAUUAUAUCAUCUUGGCAUCGAUUGACCGAUACUUUGCCAGUUCGGACAUCGCACUUCGACGACGAUGGAGUUCGCAAAAAAUCGCUUUGCGACUCAUUUUUGCCAACGUCAUCUUCUGGUCCGUAAUUUAUACCCAAAUCAUCGUGUUUUAUGAGAUCGGAAGCGGCAUAUGUACGUUUCGAUCAGGUCAUUACGCAAUAUUCUUUACUAUUUAUAUUGCAUUUGACAGCGGCGUUCUUCCGAUACUUCUAAUGCUGAUCUUCGGCUUAUUAACUGUACGGAAUGUUCGGCAGACCAAAGCGCGUAUCAGUACUAAUGUGGGACAAAGUUCACGAAUGUCGAAGAAAGAUGUUCAAUUGCAUCGAAUGUUAGCGAAUCAAAUUAUUCUCUUCGUCAUUCUGAAUAUGCCCAAUCCAAUUUAUCUCAUCUACAGUUCGUUUACAGUCAACAUGUCAAAAUCAGCACUUCAAAGUGCGGCAGAAACAUUUGUCAGCAAUAUGACGUAUCUAUUGAUUUACUUAGGUUUUUCAUUAACAUUUACGAAUUUCAUGAUUUCAUCGGAUAUAUUUCGCCGUGAGUUUGCUCAAAUAUUACGAACGAAAAUACUUCGUCAAACUUCAAUAGCUAGGAUACCGGAAGGUGGCACCCCAGUUAGAAUGCUCCCUGUGAAUGAUGGAGAUCAUUAA
This is a messenger RNA of Adineta ricciae, 1035 nucleotides long. The record is from the annotation of a GenBank genome assembly. NCBI's taxonomy places the organism in Eukaryota, Metazoa, Rotifera, Eurotatoria, Adinetida, Adinetidae.